AUGGUUAAGUUUGUGGAUAACCCGAAUGGGCACUGUCGGAUGUGCAUCGAAUCCGACGAGAAAGGUGUACUUGUGGAAUGCUGCGAAUGUGACCGUUGGUUCCACUUGGCAUGUGUGGGACUGAAGGACCCACCGAGAAGUGAGGACUACUGGACAUGCCAAAAAUGCUACGAGAUUGCAGAAAAUCAGCAAAAGAUGGAAGAAAAACUUAAGAAAUUGGAAGCCCAAGCCAAAGGCAAACGAACACCAUCGUCGGAAAGAACGACAACAACCGAAGAAAUAUUGCGUAUUCAUCAGAAAACUAUGGAGGCUCUCGUUAAGCAGCUCCAAGUUAAACCCGAACCAACUCCAGAUAUCAGUCUGGCCCAACCCAAUCAAAACGAAGAUUGGACAAUCUACCUGAAAAGGCAAGCUCUGGCUGACUUGCCUAGGUUUGAUGGCGCGCCAAAAGAUUGGCCAAAAUUUAAGAAAACAUACGAAGAAACCACAAAAGCAGGAGCUUUUACUAAUCUUGAAAACUUAAACCGGCUGCAGAAGGUUCUGCGUGGAAAUGCCGCAAAAACUGUGAGUCAACUGCUGAUCGACCCGGAGAAUGUCAAGAAAAUAAUCGAAAGACUAGAAGAAACAUACGGUCGACCAGAAGCGAUUUAUAACGAACUUCUCCACGAAUUAAUAAAAAUUCGUAAGGAGAAUAAAAGUGCAUUAUUAGAAAUAGCAGAUGCACUGGAUAAUCUCGUGAGUACAAUAAAUGUAAUCAAUUGUGCUCAAUAUCUGAACGACCCUCGUUUGGUCGAUACUAUAGUAAAGAAAUUGCCCUAUAAUAUUCAAAUAAAGUGGGCUGAAGAAUUGAGCAAAGAAAACAUUCAUUGUCCAGAUUUAAAAAUACUGAAUGAAUGGAUAAAACCACUCGCCAAAAUUCAGAGGAUGGUUAACCCUUCGAUCGAGAGCUCUGAAAGGAAGUCAAGAGUAAACAUUCACCAAGAUAACCGGAAAAGGUUCUACAACAAAUGUCCAUUUUGCGAAAAGGACCACAAAGUCUAUGAAUGUGAUACAUUCAAAAAAAUGAACACGGAAGCAAGGAGAAAAAUUGUUACACAAAAACGACUUUGCUUUGGGUGUCUAGGAGCAAACCAUCUAAUGAAAGAUUGCGAACGUGCUAGAACAUGUGACAUCGAUAAAUGCCAGGAAAAACAUAGUAGAUGGCUACAUCCGAGAAAUAAGAAAAACGUAGACAAGGCCAACAAAAUGAUGACGACGCCGAAAGAAGAAAUCGUAGAAAAGCUUGUAACCACAGAAAACGCUUCAUCUUCUAACUCUGGAACUACAAAUCACCAUCAAACAUUCAGAAAUAAUAUUUAUUUCCAAAUUAUUCCCAUAACACUUAGAAACAAGGGAAAGGAAGUAAAUACGUUUGCUUUCUUAGACGCCGGCUCAUCACUAACUUUGAUCGAGGAACAAAUUGCUGAUAAUCUCGGCCUAAAGGGACGCUCGAAUCUUCUCAAACUCACCUGGACGCAAAACGUCACCAAGCAAUCGAACAACAGGCAGGUACAAGUUACACUCGUCGGACCUUCAAAGAAACCAUUUAUCCUGAAGGGCGUAAGAACAAUUGACAACCUCCAGCUACCAAUUCAAUCUCUAGACAUGGAUGCUAUGAAAAAACAAUACGAUCAUCUGAAAGACUUACCCAUUGAAAGCUAUACGGUAGCACGACCAUCAAUACUAAUUGGUCUCGACAACGCGCAUCUACUAAUGCCUAUGGACAGAAGAAUGUUAGACGAGAAUUCUCCUAUGGCUAUGAGAACCAAACUAGGAUGGUUUCUCUUUGGUAACCUCAAGUUGAAUAUCGCACAAGACUAUGUCAUGGAAAUACAGGAAAAUGACGAGAUGCGAAACAUGAUGAUGCGGUAUCUCAGCACAGAAGAUUUUGGAGUCAAAACAGUCGAAAGUCUGCCAAAGGGUAAGGAGGACAAAAGAGUUGAAGAAAUAAUCAACGACACACUGAAAUAUCUAGGGAAUAGAUAUGAAAUUGGAAUGCUGUUCAGACAGGACGAUGUCAAAUUCCCUGACACUUACCAAAACGCCUUAAGACGAUUAACUCUGUCAGAGAAAAUGCUUGCGAAAAAUGAGAAACUCAAGCAAUGGGCCAUACUUAACUUUAAAGAGUACGUUGCGAAAGGAUAUGCCAGAAAAUUAACACCAGCAGAAUUACUUACACCUACAAACAAAGUUUACUAUCUACCACACUUUAUCGUCAUAAAUCAAAACAAGAACAAACCAAGAUUAGUGUUUGACGCCAAAGCAGAAGUUAAGGGUGUCUCAUUAAACUCAACCCUUUUACCGGGGCCGGACGCCACAACAUCGAUCUUCGGAAUAUUACUACGUUUUAGAGAAGGAAACAUAGCGAUAAGCGGUGACAUCCAGGAAAUGUUUCAUCAAGUAAGAAUUCGUCCAGAAGAUCAGCACGUACUACGCUUCUUAUGGAGAGAUUGUGAUACAUCAAAACCACCAGAAGUAUACGUCAUGAUGGUCAUGAUAUUUGGCGCCACCUGUUCACCGGCCUGCGCUCAAAUAGUAAAAAAAUUUAACGCGAGAAAAUUCGAAAAAACUCAUCCCGCCGCAGCAACCGCUAUAGUAAAACAACACUACGUCGACGAUUACCUAGACAGCUUCCACACCCAAGAUGAAGCAGUUCAGACAGUCAACGAUGUUAUAACAAUUCACGAAAAGGGAGGUUUCUUCAUAAGAAACUUCAUAUCAAACAAACGCGAGUUACUUCACUCACUCCCCGAAAACCGGUUAAUGGAUUCAAACAAGAAAGAUAUAACUGACAAAGAGUCUCACGUAGAAAGGGUCCUAGGGCUACACUGGAAUACACAACACGAUUAUUUAGUUACCAACUAA
Molecule: messenger RNA, 2904 nt
Organism: Wyeomyia smithii (pitcher-plant mosquito)
Lineage: Eukaryota; Metazoa; Arthropoda; Insecta; Diptera; Culicidae
Exons: 1
Coding region: 1-2904 (967 amino acids)
Source: RefSeq, a predicted model, not a curated record